Monoraphidium neglectum is the source of this 1815-nucleotide messenger RNA. Its product is annotated as alpha-1,2-mannosidase. Gene Ontology annotation, biological process: carbohydrate metabolic process. NCBI's taxonomy places the organism in Eukaryota, Viridiplantae, Chlorophyta, Chlorophyceae, Sphaeropleales, Selenastraceae. The record is from RefSeq and is a predicted model, not a curated record. Gene Ontology annotation, molecular function: calcium ion binding; mannosyl-oligosaccharide 1,2-alpha-mannosidase activity. The transcript has 3 exons. The coding region runs from base 1 to 1815 and encodes 604 amino acids. Gene Ontology annotation, cellular component: membrane.
AUGACAGCUGACGGCUCCGCAGUCAUGAGCAUCCUCAGCGAAACAAACGCCUUGUUCGACACCGGCGAGGUCCCAAACACAAACGACAGGUUCGAGCACCUCACCUGCUUCGUCGGCGGCAUGCUGGUCCUGGGGAAGCUGCACGGCAUCGAGACGGCUGGCCCAAACGACACCGACGAUCUCACUCUCGCCAUCCAGAUUGGCCGCGCGUGCUACGAACUAUACCACCAAUCCCCCAGCGGCAUCGCGCCUGACAGUGUCCGUUUCCGCCUAAAGGCCGGCGGCGACCUGCCCCCGAAGAACCCCUACCCGCCCCCGCCGCCUCCACGCCCGCCGCCGCCGCCGCGACCCCCCGCGCCGCCGCCGCCGCCGCCGAACCCGCCGGGGGUCGGCGGGACGUGGGUGCGGCGCAACGCGUUGCCGGGGGGGUUGGCUCCCGGGCUGCUCAACACCCAUCAGCAGCAGCUGCCGCAGGUGCAGCUGGUUGGGCAGCAUCUGCAGCUGCCCAACCAGCUGCAGCUGCACCAGCAGUGGCUGCUCCAGCCAGGUCAGCAGCAGCAGCAGCAGCAGCAGCAGCAGCAGCAGCGGCAGCAGCAGCAGCAAACAUCGCGACAGCAGCAGCAGCAAGCAGUGCAGCAAGCAGUGCAGCCAUCGCCGCGAGGGCGCCGCCAGCGGCGGGGGCGGCAGGCGCGCCCUCUGCCGAGCGGCCAGCCAUCGGAGCAGCGAGCGCCUGCGAUUGGAGGCCCCGUCGCCGGGGCGCGGGUGCACCCUAAUCCGGGGUUGCUGCAGCGGCCGCCUGCAGCGCAGGCGGCGCCGUUGACAGCAGCAGGCUGGUCGGCCCAGCUGCGCGACAGGAAUCACCAACAGCAGCACCUGCUGCUGCAGCGGCAGCAGCAGGAGCAGUGGCUGCAGCAGCUGGGGCAGCAGCCGCAGGGGCAGCAGCCGCAGGGGCAGCAGCCGCAGGGGCAGCCGCCGGGGCAGCAGCAGGGACAGCAGCAGCAGCAGCAGCAACAGCAGCACGAGCAGUGGCUUCAGCAGCUGGGGCAGCAGGCGCAGCAGCAGCAGGCGCAGCAGCAGCUAGCGCAGCAGCAGCUAGCGCAGCAGCAGCUAGCGCAGCAGCAGCAGCAACAGCAGGGGCAGCAGCAGCAGCAGCAGCUAGCACAACAGCAGGUAGCACAGCAGCAGCUUGUGCAGCAGCAGCAGCAGCAACAGCAGGUUCAGCAGCAACAGCAGGCGCGGCAGCAGGGGCAGCAGCUGCAGCAGCAGCUUGGUCUGCCCAUGGCCAUGCCACCGGCAGACCCAGCAGCGGCUGCGCCGUCCGUGACGGCACCCCCAUCGAACGGCCAACCUUCCGACCUGGCCCGCUACAAAUUCGACGCUUCGCACCCCGGGGCCCACGAGGCCGCGGCCGCUUUUGCAUCGAUCACUGGACACACAGAGCGGCGGCUCCGUUUGGUCAAGGGUGCGCGGGGGACGGACCGGGGCGCGGGUGCUGGGCGGCGGCUGCUGCGCGCGCUUGCACAAGAGGAGGAGCAGCAGGAGGAGGAGCAGCAGGAAGAGGAGCAGCAAGAGGAGCAGCAGGAGGAGGAGCAGCAGGACGAGGAGCAGCCGGUUCUGGAACAGGACCCCUCAGAGCAGCAAGACGGGGAGGAGGAGCAGGAGGAGCAGGAGGGGCAAGAUGGGGAAGCUGACGAGGCAAACUCAGAGGACGAGUUCGGGCCAGACGGGGAGGUGCGCGCUGGCAGGACUCGGGAUCAGGGUCCAGGGUUCUUGGGGGCGGGGCGGCCGUGGGUCAAGCAAGCAGACCUUUGUUAG